CUAGCCCUUUUCGAAACCCAACCAACCAGCCACGUCCGCGGCUCGCGGCAGCCCAGCUGGCGGCGCCCUCAACGGCGCCAGCCUAGUCCGACGUUGGCCUCAUUGCGAUUCGCGCCAGUGGCGACCAAUGACACAACAACUUCCUCACGGUUCCUCUUGUUAUCCCAAGAACGGUUUUCAGCCCGAGGUGAUCGUCAGAGACACACCUCAGACCCUCAAAAACGCGGGUACCUGGAAAAAGGAAGCGCUAGAGGUUGCGGCGGUGCAACAUGA
This is a messenger RNA of Colletotrichum orchidophilum, 273 nucleotides long. RefSeq lists its product as uncharacterized. The annotation marks the transcript as partial. NCBI's taxonomy places the organism in Eukaryota, Fungi, Ascomycota, Sordariomycetes, Glomerellales, Glomerellaceae. The transcript has a single exon. The record is from RefSeq and is a predicted model, not a curated record.